ACCAGGCUGCUCGCCUAGCCCCCCACCCGACAUGCGCCGCGCCCGGCUGGACGCCUCCCUCGGCCGCCUCCGGGCAGACGUGUUGUGCCUGCGGGCAGCGGGGGACACGCUGCGGGACCAGAUGCAGGGCAUGAUGCGGACUCUGCAUGAGCUGAAGCGGAUGCCAGGCCCAGCUCCGCAGCUGGGCCUCCCCAAGCCAGCACCAGCUCCCCCCGGGCCCUGCUGGGAGCGGCCUGCAGAGAACCGGGCAUCGGCCGUCUCAGAGGCAGACUCUGCCUGCUGCCUGGAGCUGGCGGAGGAGGAGUGCGCACCGCCCGCUAGUGAGAGGAGCCUGGAGUUUGACUCGGGCUACUCGGAGGUGUCAGGGGGCACGUGGCAGGAGGAGGGGCCAGUGCUGCGCAGGAACCCCCCGCUUUCCUGCCAGCGGGUACACAGGCUCUCCACAGGGGGCUUCCUCCGCAGCAGCCCUAGCCAGGUCCCUGGCCGGCGGGUCCGGCCCAAGUCCACCUCAGAUGCCUGCCUGGAGCAGUGGCGGGUGCUGGAGCCAGCGGACACGCAGGACUGGACUGUGGCACUGCUCUCACAGAGCCGCAACCGGCAGCCGCUCGUGCUGGGCGAUAACUGCUUUGCUGACCUGGUGGAGAACUGGAUGGACCUGCCUGAGGAGAGUACGCUGCCCCGCCGGCUGGCCAAGCCCCACAGCUUCUUGCUCAACCUCUCGGGCAACGUGCGGCGCAAGCUGGCCAGUCUGGCGCGCCCGAAGGGCCCAACCGCCCCCCAGCCUGGCCCCAAGCACCUUGGUGGGCGGGCGCAGGGACCCCUCUUCCACCAGUCACAUGGUGACAUUGCCAAGCUCACCACGGACUGCACCCGCUUCGCUGCGCUCCUGAACAGCCGCAGCCGACAGCCAAUCAUCUGCAACGACAUCAUCGGCUACAUUUAGCCCCGCCCCCAGCACAUUCCUGUCCCAGCUCUGCAUUUUUACCCAGCUAUGUAAAUAAACA
Molecule: messenger RNA, 1004 nt
Organism: Gopherus evgoodei (Goodes thornscrub tortoise)
Lineage: Eukaryota; Metazoa; Chordata; Testudines; Testudinidae
Gene: INKA1
Product: inka box actin regulator 1
Exons: 2
Coding region: 32-943 (303 amino acids)
Cellular component (GO): nucleus
Molecular function (GO): protein serine/threonine kinase inhibitor activity; protein kinase binding
Source: RefSeq, a predicted model, not a curated record